AUGAGUUUGAUUGCAGAACUUGAAGUGAGGAAUGAAGUACUGAAUGCAAUUAACACCAUGGACGAGUCACGACUCUCUGCUCUUCUCCAAUUUAUCAUACAGUAUAUUAGAGAUCCAAGAUUUACACCUGUCUUGGUCCCCUUCACUCAGACUGUUCUCAAGCAUUAUGGCCAAGUUAUUGGCCUCAGCGAAACGGUUGAUACUUUAUUAAGAACGUUGAGAAAGAAAGUCAAUCAAGAAAUUCUUGCCCAGGAAAAGUUGUGUCAACUGAAAGGUGUUCUCGACUUUUUAAUGUUGACCAAUUUGAAUUAUCAGAGCGAAAAUCAGCAACAGUCGGCUUUACCUCACUCGCAACCAACCGCCUCAAUUUAA
Naegleria lovaniensis is the source of this 372-nucleotide messenger RNA. RefSeq lists its product as uncharacterized. Gene Ontology annotation, cellular component: nucleolus. The transcript has a single exon. Gene Ontology annotation, biological process: positive regulation of transcription by RNA polymerase I; rRNA processing. The record is from RefSeq and is a predicted model, not a curated record. The coding region runs from base 1 to 372 and encodes 123 amino acids. Lineage: Eukaryota; Heterolobosea; Eutetramitea; Acrasida; Naegleriidae.